AGAGGGCAUCGAGUACUGCUUCAAACUAACAAAUGCAGGAAUCACAAAACAAGACCAAAACAAUGCCUUCCGAUUUUGGAGAUGCAGAUGUUUCAACAUUCGCCCACGUUGCAUCGCAAUAUCGAGCCAUGGUAAUGACUUCAAAGAUAAGUUGGAAGAAUCUAUUUUGUAUAUUGCAAACAGAAACUAACCAGGAAAAACUGAUACAUUCAACCAUUGGAAAUGCACACACCACUAAAUAUCCACCUUCAAGGACAUACAGAUGGGCAUUCCUGAAAUAUAUUAUAUCAAAGCUUGAGGAAGAAGGGAUUGAAGUAUGUGAUGCUAUUUAUGAAGCAUCUGCCACACUAAUCAAUGAAGUAGAUAAUGGAGACUCCUGCUAUAAAACCUACACACUGAAAAGUGGCACUUUAGUGACAAUUAGGGAAACUGUUCAGACUAUAUCUAAAGGAACAACUGGACUAUCUACAUGGCCAGCUGCUCAAUAUCUUGCGGAAUGGGCAUUGGAGAAUCCUGAAGUAUUCUCCAAAAGGAGAGUACUUGAACUUGGAAGUGGACUUGGGUUAACAGGUCUUUCCAUUUACAAAACUUGUCAACCCUCAAGCUUUACAUUUAGCGAUUGUCAUUCUGCUGUAAUAGCAUCUUUGAAAUCAAACAUUUUAACUAAUUUGGAAGACAUGCCAAAGGUUGAUGAAAAACUCUCAACAAAUGAAGAUAUUUCGCAUAGAUUGACUAAGUGUGGCACUUGUGAAAUAGUACAUGAUUUACUGAAAUCUAAUAAACAAGUGUCUGUGAUGGAUUUGGACUGGGGAGACACCGAUAGCUGGGUUCUUGAACACAUGAAUCCUGAUAUCAUAAUAGCUGCAGAUGUUGUUUAUGAUGUAAGCAUUGUUCCAAACUUGGUGAAUGUCAUUAAGAAGCUGCUACUCAAUAAACAUUCCACUCAUCAUCCAGAAGCUUACAUUGCAUCUACUGUCAGGAAUGAAGAUACAAGAAAUGCAUUUUUAGAAUGUUUAGAAAGUGCAGAUCUCAAGUUUGAAAAAAUUGCUGGUCCACAGGAAGAAGUGUUCUUCUAUGAUAGAUCAGUAGCCAUUGAACUUCUACACAUAAGGCCGGUGUAAACUAUCUUUUGAUUUUGUGUCAUGUCAAGGUAUGUGAUACUGUUGGACCCCAUGUCAGUCCAAUAAUUAUUAAAUUAUCUAAUUUUAUAAAGAAUUACAGUGAUUUCAUUAACUGCUUCCUUCAAUGGAGAGGAUGUAAAUUUAAAAAAUAAUUACGUUUUUAGGACACCAUUUGAAUUUCGUAAAUCACUUCGUGAAUCCACUAAAUAAUUGAAGGAAAUUCUAUUUAUAAAAGAAAUAAAAUUUUCUUUCGAACUU
Messenger RNA from Owenia fusiformis, 1379 nucleotides. NCBI's taxonomy places the organism in Eukaryota, Metazoa, Annelida, Polychaeta, Sabellida, Oweniidae. The record is from the annotation of a GenBank genome assembly.